Acipenser ruthenus (sterlet) is the source of this 2538-nucleotide messenger RNA. Its product is annotated as E3 ubiquitin/ISG15 ligase TRIM25-like. Gene Ontology annotation, molecular function: zinc ion binding. The record is from RefSeq and is a predicted model, not a curated record. Lineage: Eukaryota; Metazoa; Chordata; Actinopteri; Acipenseriformes; Acipenseridae. Bases 62 to 1018 code for a protein of 318 amino acids. The transcript has 4 exons.
CACAUUACACACACACACACACUGACAGGUAAACUCGGUCCUCUGGAGAUUCAAGGAGAAAAUGUCUGGUUCUUUGAAGCCAGAAAACCCCCUGGAAGGUGAGCUGACCUGUACAGUGUGUCUGGACAUCUUCAGGGAUCCUUAUCUACUGCCUUGUGGACACAACUUAUGUUGGGUCUGUGUGCGGGACCUGAAACAGCAAGGGGGGAGGGGAAAGUUUAGCUGUCCCGAUUGCAGGCAGAAAUGGAGGCCUGAUCUACGGCUACAGAAGAACUACAAGCUGGCAAACAUUGCUGAAGACUACAGGAAGAGGAGCCGGUCAGCAAAGCAAGACGCUGUUGUCCUCUGUGAUAUCUGUCCUGGGCAGACAGACGCAGUGAAAACCUGUCUGAAGUGUGAGGUGUCCAUGUGUCCAGACCAUGUGAAGCCACACCUGGAGAGACUGGCUUUCAGAGAUCAUCCCCUCACAGAGCCACUGAAGGAUAUUCAGAAGAGAAAGUGCCCAGAACACGAUGAGAUGCUCAAGUAUUACUGCACUGAAAAGAUGGAGUAUGUCUGUAGUGCUUGUACAAUAGAAGGCAAUCAUGCUGAACACACAGUGAAAUUCUUGAAGAACAUGGAGGAAGGGAUCGAGGAGAGCUCUGCUGGGAGAGAGUCUUUCUACAAGAGGAUUUCACUAGUCCAUGUGUGUCUGUUGAUCUUCUCUGUCAUCACUCUGAUCGCUCUCAUCGCUGGACUGGGCUUUUACAUUCACAGCCGUUCAGAAGAAAGGCACAUUGUAUUAGCACUGCAGAACAGCAUGUCAAUGCUGCACAAGGAAAUAUCAGCACUGCCCAGUCAACUGAAAGAUUUGCACAGUGGACUGGAGGAUCUCCUCAGUGAACUAGAGGAGCUGCGAAAAAACAUCUCCACUGGGCCUGAGAAGAGCUCUGCUGGGAGACUGUCUUUCCACAAGAGGACUUCACUGGUGUUGGCCUGUCUGUGGGUCAUCUCUCUCAUCGCUGGACUGGGACUUUAGCAACCAACACGUGAUUGUUAUUGCUGAAUUUCAUAGCAAAAGAAUAUUGAAGGACAUAAAGAAACCCAUUAGAAAAUAUGUAAAUAAAUAAAUAAAUAAAUAAAUAAAUGUUUUAAUUAUGUGUUUGUAGAUCAUCAUACAUUUGCUAUAGUUAUUAUUAUUAUCAUCAUUAUUAUUAUUUUAAAAUGUUCUAAAAAUAUUCUGGGUUCAGUCUACAUACUGUAGUACAUUACCUGUAUUUGAUUAAUAAUCUGCAAUGAUGUCUGCCUUUCGUCAUGUUUUUUUUUCCAAUUCCAAACUGUUCAGCAGCUUGACUACAGCUGGUACCGACUUUAGCUGUAAUAUUGCUUCAUGACGUUGCUCCAAGGAUUUUUAAAUCGAGAGAUCUAUUUGUCCAUUGCGAUGUGAACCCGGGUUUGUUUGGAGUGGAGGAAUUGGACCCUGAUUCGGCGGGUGCUAGGAAAACAAAAAUUAAACAGAGCUGCCCAAUUUAAGGGCGCCUCUCCCUGCCUGUGUUUUUGGUCUCCAUUCUGUUGUAUGUGUUUUUAAACAAUUUCUGUAUUUAUUGUUGUUGUUUUAGUGAGCCCCUCCUCUGUGUAGGUAUUGAGCCGCACUGCCCUUUAGUUUUAAAUUGAAAUCCUGUAUUUAGUUAUUGGCUGGCUGAUCCCGCACUGAUUGAAAAGAACCAGUACCCCUUCCAGGUGCUACAAGACUUUGCCCACAUAUGUGAUUUAGCAAAUGUGUUUUACUGCCCAACUGGCAGCAUUAGCGCUGGACAUGGGCUGAACUUUGUUUAGAGGAGUGACCUCCAUUAUAUACAACUGUAGCGAUUUAGCAAAGCAUCCACAGGUAAGUUUCAAUAGACAUGUGAAAACCAGGUCUAAACUGUGCGCAAAAUAUGUGGUCAACUAUAAAUACCGUUUAAAUGACCAGGGAAGCAAGUAAAGGAGAGAGAGAAAGAGAGAGAGAGAGAGAGAGAGAGAGAGAGAGAGAGGAGAAAUAAAAGAAAUAGAGUGUUGUGGAAAUGUGCCCCGCCCCGUGUGCAUUUGUGUGUUAUGUGUUGUAUGUUGUGUGUGGUGUGUUUAAUGUUGGUGUAUAGUCAUUGGUACACGGGAUAUAAACGGGUCUGUGUUUCACGUGUAUUUAAAAAUGUAGAUUUAUAUUUAGGCACGAGGAGGGCACAAAUCACUUCACGUGCUGGUUAAAUGUAAUAUGUGAGCACGGGGUUGCACGUAAUGAAUUCACGUGCUGGGAUUCAAGUGAAUAAUUAAUCAGUAAUUGAAUCCCAGCACAACAGUAUAUUUAGAGACACGUAGCACUCAGUCGGGGUUAGGUGUUCGGUGAGUGGAGAACGGGAGAGAGAGAGAAGGAGUAACUAAAAGUGAAAAAGAGUAAAUAUUAGUGUUAUCUGCUCACCGUGUUUUGUUCGUCUGUCUGUGCACUGUCUAGCCCGUUUUGUUCGUCUGUUUAUUUUGGCUACAAGUGCCGUGUCCUGUUUUGUGUUGUGUUUAAAACCUUUU